Molecule: messenger RNA, 765 nt
Organism: Bufo gargarizans (Asiatic toad)
Lineage: Eukaryota; Metazoa; Chordata; Amphibia; Anura; Bufonidae
Gene: C2H19orf81
Product: chromosome 2 C19orf81 homolog
Exons: 6
Coding region: 1-765 (254 amino acids)
Source: RefSeq, a predicted model, not a curated record
AUGCCGCUUAAUCGGGAUGGCCACCAAACUCUCAGCAACCGUGCGGCCUUGCUUAGUAAUCAGACUUCUGCCCAUUCGCUGUACACGGUCUUCCUGGAACAAUCUCUCUUUCAAAGAGCAGGAUCCAAGGCUAAAGAGCCAUGGGCAGAAGAAAAUGAAAAUAAAUAUACCACGGGUGACUGGUUAGAAGGAGAUAACAAUGACUUGGACCAAAAUAUUCAGAAGCUACAAUCAGAAAUUGCUCACCUGACAGAGACCAUCAGCCACCAGAACCUUGGUCUUUCCAUCAUCCUGAAAACCAAGGAAUGGCACCUGAAACAGAUUAUUCAGAAAUAUGAAGAGCUGGACUCUGAAAAUCCAUGCAUAAGAAAAUUCCCAAACCCUCCUCCACCUCAGCCUCUCACCCUUUGUAUGGAGAGUCCGCCAGAAAAUGAUUUCCGACACUGCAAUAUUUUAAGAGCCAUAGAACAAAUUGUGCCAAAAGCCUUUGAGAGGAAACAAGUGAACAAGAUCCAGUUUAAGAACAUGAACGUCAUCUGUGGAACAGCGGGGCACAAAAACAGGUGGCUGAUUACUGUUUCGAAUUUACAGAUCCGUAACCUAUUACUGAAUUCCGGCAUUUUGAUUGAUGGUGAACAUUUUGCUCUACACCGCCAUGAUGAUAUUAUUGUCGAGGAUGACAAGGUGCACUUGAGAAGAGCCUUGACCAAAAAAGUGAUUCUAGACACACUCAUCAAUUCCACUGAUUUAAGCAGCAUUCCAUAA